Molecule: messenger RNA, 504 nt
Organism: Podarcis lilfordi (Lilford's wall lizard)
Lineage: Eukaryota; Metazoa; Chordata; Lepidosauria; Squamata; Lacertidae
Source: the annotation of a GenBank genome assembly
AUGAGGCCACCCAUGGCUGUGAAAGCACAAGAGACGUCAGGGCAGGAUUUUUGGAAAAGCCGACCGACCUGUGUAAAUAUCCCUGUGAAAACCAGCAGAGGAGGAGGAGGCACUGCAGCUCUGAAAGGCCUGCCUGGGCUGGGCUGUAUUCCACCACAGGUUCCCAGGAACCAGGCCUGCACUGAGGACUUUGCUUUUUCUCCGGCAGAACAGCUGGCCUCCGCAGGCAAACGCUGCCCUUUUAGGAACACGCCUGUGAGGCAGGGCGAGAAGCAGCCGCUUCUGGAUUAUUCUGCGGUCGACGAAUCUACAGCCCUGGUUGAAGGCCCACUGGGAGAUGGGGGAAUUCCAGUAGUUGCCACUUGCACAAUACCUUACUGGUGCCCCAGCCUCUCCCCUUUGUCGCAUCUUCCCCACUGGCUGCAGAGAUGCGGUUUCCUUUGGUGCUAUGUUCUGUCAUUAGGGGAAACCUACAAACUGUUUUCUAUGAAAACUCAACCUUGA